Messenger RNA from Xyrauchen texanus (razorback sucker), 6568 nucleotides. RefSeq names its product coronin, actin binding protein, 1Cb (gene coro1cb). Gene Ontology annotation, molecular function: actin filament binding. Bases 13 to 3705 code for a protein of 1230 amino acids. The record is from RefSeq and is a predicted model, not a curated record. Lineage: Eukaryota; Metazoa; Chordata; Actinopteri; Cypriniformes; Catostomidae. Gene Ontology annotation, biological process: cell migration; actin filament organization. The transcript has 12 exons.
CUCACAGAGGUAAUGGGACAGAAACAGGACAAAGAGAAAGUCUUGACCGAUGCUGUUAUUGACUAUGAGAUUUUAAACCAAAGUGAGGAGGAUGCACAUUCCAACAGCACAGAAUCUAUACGCAGCCAAGGAACAGAUCAGGAAUUUGUUCAGGAGCCAAUAAGACUUAAUGACAACAGUGAGCCCUCUCUCAACCAGGGCGGAAAAAGAGUCAGUCAGAGUAAUGACACAAAUGUUUUACAGAAUGUCAAGACACCAAAUCCUCAGCUGAGCCCAACAAGAGUUCCACGUGCCUCAGAAUUCAAAACGCUAGAAAACGAAGCAACUGCUACAGACAGUCUGGGCAUAUUUGGUGCUGUGGGUCAGCAGCAGGAUUACAAAACAAAAGGAAUGACUAACAAAACUCUGCCGCAUCCCAAGGAUACUCCAAACAUGUUAGAAUGUUCUUGUCAAGGGGAUUCAACAGAGGAUGUUGAGCGCAUUGAGAAGAAUGAGACACGGACAGUGUCUGACAGACACAAUAGGAACAAAGGGGCAAAGGCAAUACAUAAGACGGUUGAAGAUGGAGAAAUUAAGCAAGAAUCUUUGCGGAAGCACUUUUGCCCUGUAAUGCUACAGGGAGAAUCAGAGAAUGCUAAAUUACUUGAAAGAAAGCCAUUCCAGGAUAAAGGAGUUUCAGAGGACAAAGAGCAUUUCAAUGAUUCCCAAACAUCAUAUGAUUAUGAAUGUGACCAGACCCUAAAUAAUGAUAUGAGUAUCAUUUGUGAUGGAGUUUGCAAUGAUAGUUCUGAAAGUCUUCAACAAGACAUUUCUGCUGCUGACAGACUUGAAUAUUUGGAUAGAGACAAUUCUUUGUGCCUGGAGACUGUGACUUCAGAUUCUCUGUCAAUCACUGGACUCAGUAAACAUGAUACUUUAGGCUUCCAAGAGGACAAAAAUAUCAGUUCAGUAUCUCCCAGCAUGGCUGAUAUUUCAAAAUGUAUUUCCCAAAAGCAUAAUGAUGCUUCACAAACUAAUAGUCAUUUUGCAAUGAAACCAAAAGAAAACUUGAGAAAAGACCAUAGAAGCCAGACUUUGCAUACACCAUUACCAAUGUUGGGAAGAGAAGAGACUAUAAGCUCUGAUUGCUGCAAAAUUAAAGAUUUGGAUGGUGCUGAUGGCGACACUGCAAGAGGGACACUGACAGCCUCUUUGCAACAGGAAAGAGAGCCUCUCUAUUUCACUGCCGUGAUCACACCACAACUUCAGAUUCAUACAUUUCCUGAUCAAGAGAGAAGGAAGUCAUCUGAUGUCUCCCAUUUAUAUGUCCCUUACACUGAGAUGCCGACUAUGAUCCCCGACAUUCUAUCUGAAGACACUCAGAAGACAGAGAAAAAUAAUAAAAUCAAAGGACCACCACCACCUGUUCCAAAGAAACCAAAGAAUCCCUUUAUAAAGGCUGUUACUCGUAAAGAAUCUGCUUCUCAUUCCAUUGAUGAGGCAAGCGAAUAUUCAGAUCUACUGCUCAAAAAUAUUAAAAUGGGCAGAAAGCAGGCAGCACUGGAUUCUUUUGAGGCUUUUAAUAUGCAUGCAUCAUGUCUGGAUAUGUUACCUUAUUGCACAGUCUCUCCUGAGUCCCCAUCCUGCAUGUACAUGUCCAUAGGGUUUGAGCCUGAGGUUGAUAUUCCAAGAAAUUAUUUGGACAUAUACGAUGAAAGGGUUGCACCUGACUGUGAUGACGUGACAGGAACUGUUGAUGAUUCUUAUGAUAAAAAACAAAUAGGUUUGGAUAUGUCUCAGCUGAGGCCAUUAUUAAAGAAAAAAGCAAAAAUGAAGGGCCCACCACCACCUGUUCCAAAGAAAACUCGUAAUCCAUUUGCUCAAACUGAUACAGAGAAGAUCUUCUCAGGUAAAGACUCGGUUUUGGCAAAUGAGGAAUGUUCUAUCAAAUAUGCUAAAGAUGACUCUGAAAGCUAUGUGCUGGGCAUUGAGCAUAAAGAAGACUCUCAACCGAUCUCAGCCUCAACCAGAUAUCCUCAUGCCUGUAGGAUUCCAAGCAGUGAUUCUUCUACCUCAGAGGAAAAUGAACUGUCCAGUUUCAGGCCCGUCUCCAAACUCAUAAGAGAAAGCAACAAAAUCCAGGAGAAAGUGAUACAUCACAGCAGGACAAACAUAACGGAAGCCAGGCCAGAUGGAGCUGCUGGAAGCCAGAGCCUAAAAGUAUCACAGAUGAAGAGAGCCUUUGAUGUCCAAACUUCUCCCAAUAAAAUGGGAAGAAGAUCCUCGCCAAAGCAAGAAAUGAUCAGACGAGUUGUACGACAGAGUAAAUUCCGUCAUGUGUUUGGCCAGGCGGUGAAGAAUGACCAGUGCUAUGAUGACAUCAGGGUUUCGCGGGUUACCUGGGACAGUUCCUUUUGUGCAGUAAACCCCAAAUUUGUUGCAAUUAUUGUGGAAGCUAGUGGUGGAGGAGCUUUUCUUGUUCUCCCUCUGCAAAAGACGGGUCGUAUUGACAAGGCCUACCCCACUGUUUGCGGUCACACAGGUCCUGUACUGGACAUCGACUGGUGCCCAAACAAUGAUCACGUCAUUGCCAGCGGCUCUGAAGAUUGUACAGUUAUGGUGUGGCAGAUCCCUGAGAAUGGCCUCACCUCUCCUCUUUCUGAGCCAGUCGUGGUUUUGGAGGGCCAUUCCAAGAGGGUGGGGAUAGUGACGUGGCAUCCAACAGUCCGCAAUGUUCUGCUAAGUGCAGGAUGCGAUAACCUCAUCAUCAUUUGGAACGUGGGCACAGGAGAAGCCAUGAUCAACCUGGAGGACAUGCAUCCUGAUGUGAUCUUCAGCGUCUGCUGGAGUCGCAACGGCAGCCUCAUUUGUACUGCUUGCAAAGACAAGAAACUGCGAGUCAUCGAUCCACGCAAAGGGAAGAUCACUGCAGAGAAGGACAAGGCCCAUGAGGGGGCUCGACCAAUGAGGGCCAUCUUUCUGGCUGAUGGAAACAUCUUCACCACCGGCUUCAGUCGUAUGAGUGAACGGCAGCUGGCCUUAUGGAAUCCAAAAAGCAUGGAGGAUCCAAUAUCUGUGCAUGAAAUGGACACCAGCAACGGAGUGUUACUUCCAUUCUAUGACCCUGACACCAAUGUUGUGUACCUGUGUGGAAAGGGUGACAGCAGUAUCCGUUACUUUGAGAUCACAGACGAGGCGCCAUAUGUGCACUACCUCAACACGUUUUCCAGUAAGGAGCCCCAGAGAGGCAUGGGCUACAUGCCUAAAAGAGGCCUAGACGUCAACAAGUGUGAGAUAGCCAGGUUUUAUAAACUUCAUGAGAGAAAGUGUGAGCCAAUUAUCAUGACCGUCCCUAGAAAGUCAGACCUCUUUCAGGAUGACCUGUAUCCCGACACAGCAGGUCCUGACCCUGCACUGGAGGCUGAAGAGUGGUUUGAAGGCAAGAACGGUGAACCAAUCCUGAUCUCCCUCAAACAUGGCUAUGUGCCGGGCAAGAACCGUGACCUCAAAGUAAUCAAGAAAAAUGUGCUGGAUAACAAGACAGCCAAGAAGGCAGAGGAGCCACCAACUCCUCAGAAGCCUGUCGCCUCUCCCAAGAUAACCAGAAAGAAUGAAGUGAAGUUAGAGGAGCUGCUGCGAGAAGUGAAGUCCCUUAGAGAUCUGGUCACACUGCAGGACAGGAGAAUCGCCAAACUGGAAGAGCAGGUGGCUAAAGUGGCAAUCUAAGACACUGGUGGUGAUCUGAGCCAUUGCGCCAAUAUGGAGAGAGUGAGAUUCAGUUGGGCAGGGGGGAGGGCGGUGUCAGUCACUGCCAAAGUUCUCAAUUUGACUCGAUCAUUCCGCUUGGUGUUUCUCACAAAGACAACUUCAAGCCACAUUCCAAGAUGGACUUUUACUUUUGUCAAGUCUCCCCCAAGCAUUCACAUAACAAAAAAGGAAUUUAGUGGCGAUGGGCGGUCACUGGUUUAACUGGUGUUUUACAUUUUGUUAAAAUGUUCUUACUUAUUGUUAUUGUAACAAUAUUUCCAGAUGUAUUCUGAUAUUAACCGGUUACAGAGUGUUGUUGUAUAUACACAUCAGUAUUUUUCUUUCCUUUUAUGUUGUGCUGCCAAAUUUGAGGUGACACAGUUGCCUCUCCUUUUAUUUCUACUUUUGUAUGUUUUUUUCCCCAAGUUGUAGGUAGAGUGGCUUACUGAAAAACAAGGAUUUACAUGUCAUACUGUUCAAUGUGGGACAUCAGCAAAACAAAGGCAGUUGGAACUGUGUUCAUAUGAUUUUUAAGUGAUUGUAAAGGCCAUUGGUACUUUAAGAAACUAAGUAUAAAUAAGUAUAUGUAGUGAAACACAAGAGAUGUUCAUAACCAUUAAAACUUAUGGAGUGCUUACAGUAAUCACACACAUCAAUGAGCUUCUCAUUCGACAUUUAGGAUUUUAAAAGCAGUCUAACAUUGUCCGUUGUGGUGAUUAUGAUAGCUGGAGUAUUAAAGGGAUAGAUCACUCAAAAAUGAACAUUCUCUCAUAAUUUACUCACCCUCAUGCCAUCCCAUAUGUAUGAAUUCCUUUCUUCUACGUAACACAAAUUAUGAUUUUUAGAAGAAUAUUUCAGCUCUGUAGGCCAUGCAUUGCAAUUGAAUGGGUGCCAAAAAGCACAUAAAGGUAGCAUAAAAGUAAUCCAUAUGACUCCAGUGUUUUAAUCCAUAUCUUCAGAAAUUAUAUGGUAAGUCCAUUUUGCUAUAAAUUCUUCUCUCUGCCCAGUAGGGUGCGAUAUGCAUGAAGAAUGUGAAUCACCAAAAACACAAGAAGAAGAAAGUGAAAGUGUAGAUUGACUGAGCAGGAGAAUUUAUAUUUAAAAAAGGACUUAUAUUGAUCUGUUUCUCACCCACACCUAUCAUAUCUCUUCUGAAGACAUGGAUGUAACCACUGGAGUCUUAUGGAUUACAUUUAUGCUGGUUUAUUUGAUUUUUGGAUUUUCAAAGUUUUGUCACCCGUUCACUUGCAUUUUAUGGACCUACGGAGCUACAAAAUUCUUCUAAAAAUCUUAAUUUUAGUUCAGCAGCUGAAAGAAAGCAAUAUCCAUCUUGGAUGGCAUAAGGGAGUGUAAAUGAUGAGAGAAUUAUCAAUUUUGGGUGAACAAUUCCCUUCACACACUGCUUUGUGAUCAACAUACUUCAUGAUAAGACAUCUGAGGACAGGGUUUUACAAAAUAUACCACAAUAAGUUAAAAUAAUAUGAACAGAAGCAAUAACAUAAUGUUGCAAAAUGAAUGUGAACGUAAAGGUUUGAUAAGCAUUAACAUGCGUUAUCGUGUAUAGAAUUCAUAAAUCAAAUACCUGCAGUUGUUUCAACUUUAUUGUACUAUAAUUAUGAAAUUACUGUUGCACCUCAGGAAAUUAACCACUUUGAAGUCAAAACAUAGGAUGCUCAAAACUUACAUGAAGUUUUUGCCCACAGACGCGUUAUCUUAUUUUGAUUAGGAAAUGACAUUUGUUUUGCUGUUUUGAAAUUCAAACAUUAUCCAUGCUCUCCAGUUUUUUCACCACAUUGUAAUUAUUUAUAAUCAUGUUACAGAAUAUUGGGCUUACAGACACAUGAUCUGAUAUGUGAACUCGGCUUUAAGAGGCAGUGGCUACCUGCGAGCUCUUCUGAUGUACAUGUACCUUAAAUGUAUUGGUGCCUCUGUGUGUGUUACUGGUUUUAGACAGACCUCCGUGCUGAAGGACAACAUCCAUGAAUCUGAGCACUUAUCUGUGUCCUAAACAGUCUUGUGCAUGCAUUCCAAAUUUCACCUAAAAUAAAAAAAGGUUGACUCUACAAUAAAUCCUUUCUUUUAUACUUCUUUGUGAAAUCUGCUGUUUCAUUUUCUUGGUGUUUCAUUGAUUGUUUACUAUGAUAUCAUGCAAAUUUGAAUAACCAAAAUUAUGUUUACUAUGUCUGUCAAUAUGAUUUCACAUGCCCCUUUGCUGUUAUGGUUACAUGAGAUGCCUGAGAAACCAUCAAAAUCAUUGUGAUAUAUUUUCUUUGUCUGUUCAUUGCAAGGUUAAGUAAUGUUUGGCUUCAUAUCCUACAUUCUAAGGUAAUUAUUUUGCAGUGAGGAUUGAAUAACAUGAAAAGAAAACAUACUACAUAAUUUAGCCUCAUUUCUCUCUCUCUGUAUGCUCUUAAAGCGGCUGUUUCCACGAUCUUGUAUGUCUUGACAAGUCAUUAUACGUCCAAGAUACCUCCUCCUCUGGGACCUGAUUGCUUCUGUUAAAAGGCCAACACGUUUCUCAUACUUGCUAUGUCACAAGCAUUAAGAAGAGACAAGACCAAAAUCGGUUUGGUUAGUUUUCUCAUUCUGCAGUAUGGCAUUCUGUAUUCCGUCUAAAAACAUUUUUUUUGGUAAUUAUUUCAUGAAUAAUUUGCAUUUUAUGGUAUAAUAUUAAAGGAAUGUUAUCUAUUCCAUACAAGUUUUUGUAUUGAUCUUUUGGUUUUUUUGUGCCAUAAUGUUGAUUACCACAAACAUAUUUAUUAAUGUUUAUGGAUUGGCCUUAUUCACUUCCAUUGUGCCUUACCAUAACCAUGAUUUAUUUUUCUUUUCUUUUUUUAUAUAA